GGAAGUAACUAUGAAGGAAAAUGAAGGGGAUUUUUUUUCUGUUGCAGACAACCGAUAAGCAGUAGAUAAAGAGACAAGACAACGAGCAUUCAAGCAAAACAUAAUUAUUUGAGAAAAAAAUCUGUUUUUGCAUCUCUAAACAUAACAAAUACAGGAAGAUGUGAAGGAGUUUAUUUCUAGUGAUAUGUUUAUAGACAAAUCUUGUGUAUGUCAAUAUGGAGAUGAACGGCAAGGACAAUUCUAACAACUCGGACACAGGUCAAAGUUCAUCCCAUUCUAAGUUUUCUGACUCUAGUAAAUUGAUAAAUAGUAACAAAACUCUCAGGGUUUCUCUGGUUAAACUGAAACUUGACAACCUUCCUCUCAAUGUAAAAUCGUCCACCAAUGUCACAGAAAGAAAACAAAAUGAUCAAAACACAACUGUGAGCCAAGAGUCUAAAGAUACCUUUUCCAAGAUUCCAAGAAAGCUAAAUUCCUGUAACAGAACAUUUAGAUAUAGAGCGACAGAAAAGCAGAGCAAAGUGACAUCUGAUAAUAUAACAGAAAAUUGUCAGGAUGCUAAUAGGGAAGUCAAUGAAAAAAGAAAUUUGACUGUUGAGCACACAAAAUGUCAAUCUGGUCAUCCUAAUAAUGAAACAGAACAUUUUAACACUGGUAAAAAUAAAUACACUGUUAAAAGUACAUGUAGUAGUGAUAUUGAAAAUACACUUACUUCUGGACUAUCACAAACUAGCAUUUAUACACACGACACUAAUAAUACCGACUCUAUUGCCAUUGGAGACAUAACACAUGAGCCAUCUGGUCACAGAGGACAGUCAGACACUAGUAUUCAUGGGGAUGAUACUAAUAAUACCAACUCUAUAGCCAUAGAAAACAUUACAAAUGAGGCUCUUGCCAAAGAAAGACCUGCAGAUGAAACUGAUACAGCUGACAAUGCUAAAGAAAACACAACACAUGAAACUGAUACAGCUAACAAUGCCAUAGAAAACACUACACAUGAAACCAAUAGAGCUGACAGUAAAGAAGAAAACACUACACAUGAAACUAAUUCAGCUAAUAGUGUCAAAGAAAACAGUGUACAUGAAACUAAUACAGCUGACAGUGCCAAAGACAACACUACACAUGAAACUUAUUCAACUGACAGUGCCAAAGAAAACACUACACAUGAAACUAAUACAGCUGACAUUGCACAAGACACUAAACAUGAAACUUAUUCAACUGACUCUGCCAAAGAAAACACUACACAUAAAACUUAUACUGCUGACAUUGCCAAAGAAAACACUACACAUGAAACUAAACCAGCUGACAGUGCCAUAGAAAACAUUACACAUGAAACUAAUUCAGCUAACAGUGCUGUAGAAAACACUACACAUGAAACAAAUAUAGCUGACAAUGCCAUAGAAAACACUACACAUGAAACUAAUACAGUUGACAGUGCCAUAGAAAACACUACACAUGAAACUAAUACAGUUGACAAUGCCAUAGAAAACACUUCACAUGAAACUAAUACAGCUGACAGUGCCAUAGAAAACACUACACAUGAAACUAAUUCAGCUGAUAGUGCCAUUGAAAACACUACUCAUGAAACUAAUAUAGCUGACAAUGCCAUCGAAAAUACUACACAUGAAACUAAUAUAGCUGACAAUGCCAUAGAAAACACUACACAUGAAACUAAUAUAGCUGACAAUGCCAAAGAAAACACUAUACAUGAAACUAAUAAAGCUGACAAUACCAUAGAAAACACUACACAUGAAACUAAUAUAGCUGACAAUGCCAUAGAAAACACUUCAUAUGAAACUAGUUCAGCUGACAAUGCCAUAGAAAACACUUUAUACGAAACUUGUUCAGCUGACAGUGCCAAAGAAAACACUACACAUAAAACUAAACCAGCUUACAGUGCUAUAAAAAACACUACACAUGAAACUAAUACAGCUGACAGUGCCAUAGAAAACACUACACAUGAAACUAAUUCAGCUUAUAGUGGCAUAGAAAACACUACACAUGAAACUAAUAUAGCUGACAGCGACAAAGAAAACAAUUCAUAUAAAACUAGUUCAGCUGACAGUGCAAAAGAAAACACUACACAUGAAACUUUUUCAGAGAAUAGUGCAAAUGAAAAUACAACACAUGAGUUUGUAAAAGACCUCAGAAUUGAUCAUUUGACUUCUGAUAACUAUCAAACAGACAAUUGUGUAAAUAACACAGAACUAAAAUUUGGCAAUAAUAUAAAUGGGUUAAAAAAAAGAAAAAUGAGAAAAUCUAGAUGGGAUGUGGUCACACCUCUAUUUAAUGCAGUGAAUGUAAACAAAGAAGGAAUUGUAGUCAACAGUGAUGCUGGAAUAAGGGGAAAUCCAGAUAAUAAUUUACUCCAGUAUACUGGAAACAAUGACCUAGAAAGCCCGAAUAACUCCAAUGACAAUAUCAAUGAGCCAAAGAAAAUGAGGAUAUCAAGAUGGGAUACAGUAGUGCCUCCUGAGCCUCACAAAAAUUGCAUUGAAAUAAAUGUGGCACUCAGCUCAAACAAAUUUUCACACCAAUCAUUUCAAAAUGGAAAAAUCAGGAAGUCGAGGUGGGACACGGUUGAAACAACAUCUGGUCUGAAUAUAAACAACAAUAAGGAUAGAACAGCGAGCUUUGACCUAUCUGAUCCAAACAUGAACACCAAUAAGGAUGGAACAUCCAGUAAUGAUGACACACAGAAACAGCUAGAAACAGCUGGCAGUGUCAGGAAAGGACAAUCAAACACUAAAACCAGUUCAAUUGAUUCUAAAACAACUAGCAAUGAUGGAAAGCAGAGAAAAUCAAGUUCAGAGAAUGUUACAGCUUUAUCUGAUUUUUACAGAAGCCUUUUUGAUAGAGAUGGAAAAAUAAGAAAUGAUAAAAAAUUACAUGAAGUUGAAAAUAAGAAAAGAAAGCAGCAUUCCUUUGCAAAUUCACAUGUACCUGCAAAGAUUUCCAAUCACAAAGAAAGAAAGUUGGACACUCAUUACAAGAAAAGUAAAUUGAACACUCAAAAUAGUUCACUCCAUACUGGUAAAAGUAAAAACCAUGAACACAAAAAGGAUACUACUCGUCAGAAUAUUAAGGAUGAAAAAGCAAACAUCAAAAAAGAAAAAAGGUUUUCCACAAACCAUGGCAAGAUUAAUGGUACAGACAGAGAAAAGUCCAUCACAAUAGUAAGUCACAGAAUGAGUGGGACUAUUAUUCCAAUGAAGUGCAACGUAUGUUCCAAAGUAAUAAAAAAUAUUGAUAAGUUGAAAAUGCAUAUAGAUAAACAUAUUGGACAGAACCUUAAAACAUGUACAUCUGCUGAGAAAUCAUUUUUACCUGAAACAAAGAAAGAACCAAACAAGUCAAGGGUCAUAUUUAAAUGUGAGAUUUGUGAGAAACAGUUUAAAAAACGUGGAAAUGUAAUGAUGACAUCCAAAAAGACCGCUGAUAGUGGUCUAAAAUAUAAAUGUUUUUCAUGUCACAAUUCUGGGAAAAAACGUAAUGAUGGUUCAUCAAAGCUAUCUGUUAACAACAAGAAAACAUCAUUAUCAGUAGAUAAAGAAAAAACUGUAGUAAAAAACAAUGGACCAAAAGUAUCAAUUGAUACAAGUAAAGAAAAUUCAGCCAUUCAAGGAUAUCAGGUGGAAGAUAAAAUACCUAGCCAUUCAGGUAAAAUCCUCAGUAGCAAAAAUUUAACAGAACCUGUCAAAGAUUAUGGACCAAAUCUUCCCUGUGAAACUGCAUCAACCAAAGUUAAUGGACCAGAUAUUUCCUGUCAAACAACACCUGUUCAAGAUAAAAAACAAGAAGUUUUGCACACUUGCGAACUAUGUGGAAAAAACUUUAAAUCGAAAUCAAAACUAAAUUCACAUGAAAAAAUUCACACUGGAGAAUUAGAUUUUUUUUGUAAGACUUGUGGAAAAUACUUUCAUUUUUAUGAUGAUUUGGUAGUGCAUGAAAUAACUCAUAGUGACAUAUAUCCAUUUGAAUGUGGGGUGUGUGGUAAAAAGUUCAAAACUCCAGAAAGUGUUUCUCGUCAUUUAUGGACACACACUGCACGCAGGCCUUUUAAAUGUUCAUUUUGUGAUAAAUCUUUUGCUACAUUUAUUAACAGGAGAAACCAUGAGUUGAUUCAUACAGGAGAUCGACCUCACAAAUGUCAUAUGUGUGACAAAGCAUUCCGACAAAGGUCUGUAUUAGUUCGACACACCAGGUGGCAUAAUAAUGAGUAUCAGUACAAGUGUGAUCAGUGUGAAAGAGGGUUCUUUUCCACAGGUGAACUUAAAGUUCAUAUAACAAGAGUGCAUCAUCCUGAGAGAAAAAAAUUUGCAUGUGAAACAUGUGGAAAAAAAUUCACUCAUAAUAAAGAUUUGGAGAUGCAUUCAGUUACGCAUACCAAAGUAAAAGCAUUUGAUUGUCCAUUGUGUGAUAAGAAGUAUGCUCGUGCUUAUAAAUUGAAACUUCAUAUGGAGAUUUUUCAUAGAGGAAUAAAAAGAUACACUUGUGAUGUCUGUGAAAAAAAGUUUGGUAGAAAAUGCGAAUUGGACAACCAUUAUAAAUCUCAUACGAAGGAAAAACCGCAUAAAUGUAGCAUUUGUGGACAAACAUUCUCUAGAUUAAACAAUUUGAAAUUCCAUAUGGAAAUUCAUGAUGACAAAGUGCACACAUGUGAUGAAUGUGGUAAACUGUUCCAGACAAGUAGGAAUUUAUAUCAACAUAAAAGAAUGCAUAAGAAACAAAAAUUACCAAAAGAAUAUAAGUAUUCUUGCUCAAUUUGCAACAAAAGAUUUAGAAGUUUACAUGGUAAAAAAUCACAUAUUAUGAUACACACAGGAGUUAGGCCAUUUGCUUGUAAUCUUUGCGACAAGCGGUAUACAAGCAGCAAUAGUUUAAAGGAUCAUAAACUCUCUGAACACACUAAACUAAGACCACAUAAAUGUGAUAUAUGUGAGAAAACUUUCGUAAGGAAACAAACGUUAAUUGCACAUAAGAAGGUACAUAUAGGAGCAAAAACAUUUGAAUGUAAACAUUGUGGCAUAAAAUAUACUGAAAAAUCUAGUUUAAAGAGGCAUAAUAAAAAUCUGUGCAAAAAACUAAAUCAAAAAGGAUCAAAUGAGAACAAAAAUUCUGAUACCAAUAAAGGAAAAAUAUCUACCAUAAAUGGAAAAGCUUCAGCAGAUAUCAGAGAGACACCAACAGUUCUUACUGAUACAUCAGAUAAUUUGAGUGAGACACAAAAAGAACUCACUGAGAUACCAGAAAAUAUCAAUGAGACUCAAAAAGAUAGCAAUGCCAAUGAGACACAAAGAUAUUAGUGAGACAACAGAAAAUAUCAGUGAGAAACCAAAGGAUAUUAGUGAGACACAAAAUGAUAUGAGUGAGACACAAAAUGAUAUAAAUGAGACGCAAAAUGAUAUGGAUGAGACACAAAUGGAUAUAUGUGAGACAUAAAAGAAUAUAUGUGAGACACAAAAGGAUAUAUGUGAGACACAAAAGGAUAUGUGAAAUGUAAAAGGAUAUUAGAAGGAGACACAAAAGGAUAUAUAUGUGAGACGUAAAAGUAUAUUAGAAGGAGACACAAAAGGAUAUAUAUAUAUAUAUAUAUAUAUAUAUAUGUGAAACGUAAAAGGGUAUUAGAAGGAGACACAAAAUGAUAUAUAUGUGAGACACAAAUGGAAUUAAUGGAUAUAUGUGAGACAUAACAGGAUAUAUGAGACUCAAAAGGAUAUAUGUGAGACACAGAAGGAUAUAUGUAAGACACAAAAUGAUGUACAUGUAUGUAAGACACAAAGGGAUUAUAUUGAUAAACAAAAUGAUAUUCGUGAGACUGAAGACAAUAUUUCUGAGACAUGACCAAAUAUUAGUAAGACAACAAUAAAAUCUGUUUGACACAAACUGAUAUAAGUCUGAUUCCACUUACCUUGAGGGGGUUUGUGUUGCUCAGUCUUUAAUUUUUAUACGUCCGUUUACGGGACGUAUUAUGUUAUACCGUUGUCCGUCUGUCUGUCCGUCCGUCGUCAACAUGUCGGACAUUAACUCAAAAAAGCUUUAACCAAUUUGCAUAAAACUGUGAAUUGUUUAUAUCUAUUGACGUGAGCUCCCUUUUGUUUUUUAUAAAUUUUAGAUUUUACGUUUCCGAAUUAUGGGGUUUUAUUCAUUAAAAAAAGGGGGAUUUUCCAGUUUUUGGACAAUAACUCAAGAAUGCUUUCACCAACUUGCAAGAAAUUGUGGUGAAUUGUUUAUAUCUAUUGACAUGAGCUCCCUUUUGAUUUUUACAUAUUUUAGAUUUUAUGUUUCCGAGUUGCAGGGUUUUAUUCAUUAAAAAAGGGGGAUUUUCCAGUUUUCGGACAAAAAAAUCAAAAAUGCUUUCAGCAGUUCUUAUGAAACUUUGGUGAAUUGUUUAUAUUAAUUGAUGUAAGCUCCUUUUAGAAUUUCAUAAAUUUUACAUUUUACAUUUCUGAGUUAUGGGGUUUUUUAUUCAUUAAAAAAGGUGGCAUUUUCCAGUUUUCGGACAAUAACUCAAAAAUGCUGUCAGCAAUUUUCAUGAAACUUUGGUGAAUUGUUUAUACCUA
This is a messenger RNA of Mytilus californianus (California mussel), 6563 nucleotides long. RefSeq lists its product as uncharacterized. The record is from RefSeq and is a predicted model, not a curated record. Lineage: Eukaryota; Metazoa; Mollusca; Bivalvia; Mytilida; Mytilidae. The transcript is spliced from 2 exons. The coding region runs from base 216 to 5306 and encodes 1696 amino acids. Gene Ontology annotation, cellular component: nucleus.